AUGGAAUUUAUUACAAAGAGGUUCAAAAAGCCAUCGGGGUUUAUCCGGCCAUGGAGUACCUAUAUGUGCAGCUGUCAAGAGAAUUGUGGUAAGUUCUACUCAAAUACUUUCAGUAACACUCUUUAUUUAGUAAACUGUCUUUGUGUUCCGACCUUAUUGCCAUGCUUUAUGUGCGAAUUAUUUCAUUAUGUUUUCGGCUAUCAGUGGUGGCCCUCUCUGGUAAUGGGAAUCUUCCUAACCCCAUUCGCUCCUUUCAUUAUAAUUGCUGCGAGAAUCGUUCUUCGGAAGAAGCACCAAUUGCAGGGCAAUCUACUUGCCGACGUCUUUUGCACUCUCCUCUGUUUCCUCAACUCCGCCUGCCAAGUUCGAGACGAGAUUUUCACCCUUCGACGAGAUCACAUUUGGGAGCUAAAAAAUCCCCCACCACCUGGCGAACCCGAGUAUUCGCCCUACAUCCUUCCGAUCGUCGAGGCGUUUAGAGAUAUCAAGGAAGGCAACUGUUGUAAGAAGAAGGGAGGGUCAGAUGACGACAAAUCGAGUGGUAGUGAAUCGUCAGAAAGUGAUUCUGAAAGUGGCUCUGGUAGUGACACCAGCUCCUCCGAUUAA
Molecule: messenger RNA, 606 nt
Organism: Rodentolepis nana
Lineage: Eukaryota; Metazoa; Platyhelminthes; Cestoda; Cyclophyllidea; Hymenolepididae
Source: the annotation of a GenBank genome assembly